AUGCAGAUCGCCGGCGUUCUAUCAACUGCGCUGGCUGCCGCCGCCUUCUUCGCCAAGUCGGCCGUCGCAGCAGAUGUUCCAUCUAUCGUUAUCAAGGGGUCAAAGUUCUUCUACGAGAACAAUGGCACGCAGUUCUAUAUGAAAGGCGUCGCCUACCAGCAAGACUACAUUGCCAACGUUACUAACGCGGCAAGCUCGAACGCGAGCACAUACACCGACCCUCUCGCCGAUACCAACGCCUGCAACCGCGAUAUCCCAUAUCUCGUCCAGCUCGGCACCAACCUUAUCCGUGUCUACGCCAUUGAUCCGACCGCAGACCAUGACGGAUGUAUGACUGCUUUGGCCAAUGCAGGCAUCUAUGUCAUCGCUGAUCUGUCCGCGCCGGGUGACUCUAUCAUCCGAGAUAGCCCUUCGUGGAACGAUGACCUCUACGAGCGAUACACCUCGGUAGUCGACAACAUGCAGAAGUACACAAACACUUUGGGCUUCUUUGCCGGCAAUGAGGUUUCAAACAACAACACAAACACCGAUGCCAGUGCUUUUGUCAAGGCUGCCGUCCGGGACACCAAGGCGUAUAUCAAGCAGAAGGGAUAUCGCACUAUCGGAGUUGGCUACGCCACCAACGAUGAUGCUGGCAUCCGUGAGGACCUGGCCAACUACUUCGACUGCGGUUCUCCCGAAGAUGCUGUCGAUUUCUGGGGCUACAACAUCUACUCAUGGUGCGGAGACUCCAGUUACACCGAGUCUGGCUAUGACCAGCGUACCAAAGAGUUCGAGAACUUCAACAUUCCUGUCUUCUUCGCUGAGUAUGGCUGCAACGAGGUUCAGCCUCGUAUGUUCACUGAAGUGGCGGCUCUGUAUGGACCUGAGAUGGAGGGAGUGUGGUCCGGUGGCAUUGUCUACAUGUAUUUCCAAGAGGCGAACAACUACGGUCUUGUUACCGUUGACGGCAACUCUGUCUCAACUCUCGACGACUUCAACAACCUCGCCACUGAGAUCGCCUCUAUCUCUCCGACGGGCAUCAACUCAGCCAGCUACACUCCCACUAACACCGCUGCUGCCUCAUGUCCUGCAGUGGGCAGUGAUUGGCAAGCAGCCUCGGCUCUCCCACCAACCCCUAACGUGGAGCUGUGUGACUGCAUGUACAAGGCCUUGACCUGCGUGCCCAACAACGUUCCCACAGACAAGAUUGGCGAACUCUUCGGAAUCGCCAACGCUACAAGCGGCGACUAUGGCGCAUACGGCAUGUGCAACCCGCAGCAGCAGCUCGGCUGGGCGCUGAACGUCUACUACAACCAGCAAGGCGCCAAGGGCAACGCUGCCAGUGCUUGCGACUUCUCUGGCUCCGCAACUACUCAGUCCGCGACCAAGCCAACCGGAAACUGCGCUGCGCUGGUCUCUCAAGCCGGCCAGAAUGGCCAAGGCCACCGUGACUUCGGCACCUACGGCGGCAGUGGCAAUGGCGCAGCUAGCAUUUCGCACUUCAGCACAUUUGGCUUCACACCGAUUGCGCUGUACCUGGGCGUUGCAUUUGCGUCUGGCAUGGCCAUGAUCAUGCUGUAG
Molecule: messenger RNA, 1563 nt
Organism: Cyphellophora attinorum
Lineage: Eukaryota; Fungi; Ascomycota; Eurotiomycetes; Chaetothyriales; Cyphellophoraceae
Product: 1,3-beta-glucanosyltransferase gel4
Exons: 5
Coding region: 1-1563 (520 amino acids)
Biological process (GO): fungal-type cell wall (1->3)-beta-D-glucan biosynthetic process
Cellular component (GO): fungal-type cell wall; cytoplasm
Molecular function (GO): 1,3-beta-glucanosyltransferase activity
Source: RefSeq, a predicted model, not a curated record